Molecule: messenger RNA, 1462 nt
Organism: Nematostella vectensis (starlet sea anemone)
Lineage: Eukaryota; Metazoa; Cnidaria; Anthozoa; Actiniaria; Edwardsiidae
Product: SUMO-activating enzyme subunit 1
Exons: 8
Coding region: 97-1125 (342 amino acids)
Biological process (GO): protein sumoylation
Cellular component (GO): SUMO activating enzyme complex; cytoplasm
Molecular function (GO): SUMO activating enzyme activity
Source: RefSeq, a predicted model, not a curated record
ACGCAUGCGUAUCUUCCCGCCAUUUUCGAAUAAACGUCAUACUCGCCCAAACUCGCGGGGAGUUUCUGUACAAUUUUCCGUUGAUUUUUUCACAUUAUGGGAGACAACAAGAAUGGUGAGCCAAUUACAGAAGCAGAGGCAGCCUUGUACGACAGGCAAAUUCGCUUAUGGGGACUAGAUGCACAGAAAAGACUAAGGGCCUCCCGUAUUCUAGUAGUUGGCCUUGCUGGUAUUGGAGCAGAAAUCUGUAAGAACCUUGUUCUCUCAGGAGUGAAAUCUCUGACCAUGCUUGACAACAAUCCAGUGACAGAAAGGGACUUUGUCUCUCAGUUCUUAGCUCCACGAGAAGCAUUGGGGAAAAACAGAGCAGAGGCAUCACUUGCAAGAACCCAGGCAUUGAACCCAAUGGUGGCAGUCAGCGCAGAUAAGAAUAACAUCACAGCCAAAGCAGACACUUUCCUAGAUGACUUUGAUGUUGUGGUUGCUACAGGGUGUUCUUCUGAUAUUCUUGCUAAUCUAGAUGAGAGGUGCAGAGCCAAGAACAUAAAAUUCUUUGCUUCUGAUGUGUUUGGUUUCUAUGGUUACAUGUUUGCAGAUCUUGGUAAACACAGAUAUGUUGAAGAGGAAAGAAAAACAAUACAUUCUGCAGAAAAGAAAGAGAAGGAACCUGCAAAGAAAAAGCAGAAAAUAGAUUCUACCGAAACCAAAACUGUAGAAAAAUUUUGUGAAUUUUCUAGUUUGAAAAAUUCACUAUCAUGCAGUUUCUCAGAAACACGUGUGAAAUCCCUGAAGCGUUUACCUUCUGUAUAUUUCAUUUUACAAGUUAUUCUUAGGUUUAGAGCAAAGCAUGGCAGAGCGCCAGAUUCUCUUCAACGAACAAGUGAUGAAAAAGAGCUGAACUGUUUAAAACAAGAAGUUAUGAGUGACCUAAACAUUAGUCAAGACCUCAUAGAUCAAGACUUUGCCUGCCAUUGCCUAUCUGAGCUAAGUCCAGUUUGUGCAAUUGUUGGUGGGGUCGUAGGCCAAGAGAUUGUUAAGGCUGUUUCAGGAAAGGAUGCACCACUGAAUAAUUUCUUCUUCUAUGAUGGAUUAGAGGGACAUGGCAUGGUGGAAUGUUUCAAGUAGCACACACAUUCUCACCGCAAGAAGUUUCACUCAGUCUCCCUGUGCGGUUGGCCAUUUUUUUCAUAGUUCAAUAGCUUUUUAUUUAAAAAAUAAAAAUAUAUGUUUUUUUGCCAGGGAGUUUUCUGUAUUAUCUUACAAAUAUUGUAAAAAAAAGUAAGGUGCACUUUCGACCCUCCAGUCCCACUCUACUAUUGCCACUACUUAUAAAGCAGAAUGUUUGGUAUGAAAAUUACCAGUUCGUAUCAAGGGCUGCAGUCGGCCUUAAAACGUCGAGGGGUUUAGAAGCAAACGUAGCCGAGUUGUGUAAAUAAGUAUCGAUUAAAUAAUUGAAAAGAUA